Cryptomeria japonica (Japanese cedar) is the source of this 561-nucleotide messenger RNA. RefSeq names its product DNA replication licensing factor MCM4-like. Bases 1 to 561 code for a protein of 186 amino acids. The transcript has 2 exons. Lineage: Eukaryota; Viridiplantae; Streptophyta; Pinopsida; Cupressales; Cupressaceae. Gene Ontology annotation, cellular component: nucleus; MCM complex. The record is from RefSeq and is a predicted model, not a curated record. Gene Ontology annotation, biological process: DNA strand elongation involved in DNA replication; double-strand break repair via break-induced replication; mitotic DNA replication initiation. Gene Ontology annotation, molecular function: single-stranded DNA binding; single-stranded DNA helicase activity; ATP binding.
AUGGUUUUAGCUUGUUUCAAUCCUAGAAGUUCACACUACAACCCUAGACUUUUAGCUAUUGAUAAUAUCCAACUUCCUCCAACAUUGCUUUUCAGGUUUGAUCUGAUUGAUCUAGUGCUUGAUAAAGCUGAUGAACAAACAUAUCAUCGCCUUGCAAGACAUCUUGUUGCAUUUCAUUAUGAUGAGUGUGAGGACCAAACACUGGAUGCAUUGGACCUCCCAACCCUCACUUCAUAUAUCACUUAUGCAAGACAACAUAUACAUCCUAAAAUAUCUGAUGAGGUUGCAGAGGAUCUGAUUCGUGGCUAUGUUGAAAUGUGUAGGAAGGGCAACUUCCCUGGCAUGGUCGAAAGGUGUGAUGUGGCAGAAGCAUUCCGCCUACUUGAAGUUGCACUUCAACAAUCUCCCAUCGAUCAUUCAACUGGGACCAUUGACAUGGAUCUCAUCACUAUGGGAGUUUCAACCAAUGAAAGAAUAAGACGAGCCAAUCUUGUUUCAUCAGUUAGGAUUAUUAUCAUAGAAAAGAUGCAGGAAGGGGGACCAUCAACACGUAUAACAUAG